UCUCAUUAAUUAGUUCGCAUUUUCGACGACAAAGGUAAAAUUUUAGCGACGCGUUUAAAGAACAUUUACGCCCACAAAACCAGGCGAAAGUUGUGCAAUUUUAGUAGAAACCGGUAGCGGCGAAUCUUGUCCGUUGAGUGCAAUGUACGAAAGUCGAGUUAAGCAAGUAAAAUGCGCAGUGAUUCCAGGGGUCAGCUUUGAAGAACCCACAUCCUGCGAACUUUCAUAGACAACUAAUUACUAAUUUUUGUACGACAUCAAAACCAUUAGGAAGAAAAAAAUCAAAGUAUUUAUUCAACGUUUAUACAAUCCUGUAUAUUGAAAAAAAAAGAAUCGCAUUCGACGCAUCAGGGAUCAAGCACCCACUCCCACAUCCCCCUGGAAAAGGCUGCUAUCCGAAGAUAGAUCUGGAUAUACCAGAUAUUGAGCGAAAUUCGUAUAUUCCAAAACACUCCAUUAGCGAUUAGUUAGGUCAGAUAUAUUUAUACAUAUAUAUAUAUAUAUAUAUAUAGAUGUUUAACAAAAUUUUCAACUAGGCGAGAUUAGGAGCGAGAUCGGAGAAAUCGGAGAAAAGCAAUAAACGACGAACCUCAGCGUUAAGCAUAAAGAUUUACCUACCUAGAUACAUACUGAAUAAUUAACUUAUAAUUUAUAAAAAAAAAGAAGCCCAGCCAAGUCGAGAGUGAGUGCAGAACUACUGCAGUCGUAGUAUCGUAGCAAUCGAAGUAUUCAAAAAUUGUAGCCUAGCCACCUAGCACUAUUUAAUUCGCAGCAGAGACACCUGCAGAGGGUGAAAACAUAAAUAUAUAUAUAUUUUGUACGUGGACUUUGGGAGUGGACUAGAUAGGAAGGAAACAAGCUGCACAUUUUUAUAUCGCCCUCCGCCCUGUGAUUGAUGCAGCCAGUCUCAGUUCCAGUUCAAUUCCUGGACCUAGUGUAGACAUAUAAUCAAGUAGCCAGAGCUAAGUAGCCCAUUAGAGAUACACACACACACUCCCUGACAUACAAACCAGCCAUGGACGAAUCCCAGCCGAAGACUCUGUACGUUGGCAACCUAGACAGCUCCGUGUCCGAGGAUCUGCUCAUCGCACUCUUCAGCACCAUGGGCCACGUCAAGAGCUGCAAGAUAAUCCGGGAGCCGGGCAACGAUCCCUACGCCUUUAUCGAAUAUUCCACUUACCAAGCAGCCACGACCGCCCUAACCGCCAUGAACAAACGUCUGUUCCUCGACAAGGAAAUCAAGGUUAACUGGGCCACCAGCCCCGGCAAUCAGCCCAAGACGGACAUCAGUUCGCAUCACCAUAUUUUCGUCGGCGACUUGAGUCCCGAGAUCGAAACGGAAACGCUGCGCGAGGCAUUUGCUCCGUUUGGAGAGAUUUCAAACUGCCGCAUUGUUAGAGAUCCGCACACCAUGAAGUCCAAGGGCUACGCCUUCGUGUCGUUUGUGAAAAAGGCGGAGGCGGAGAACGCCAUUACGGCGAUGAACGGCCAGUGGAUCGGUUCGCGAUCCAUACGCACCAACUGGUCCACCCGCAAACUGCCACCACCGCGUGAGCCCAACAAAGGAGGCGGCCAGGGCGGUGGCAUGGGUGGCGGCCCGGGUGGCAACGGGUCCGGCGUCAAGGGCAGUCAGCGACACACCUUUGAAGAGGUCUACAACCAGUCGAGCCCCACCAACACCACCGUCUACUGUGGUGGCUUUCCGCCGAACGUCAUUAGCGAUGACUUAAUGCACAAGCACUUCGUUCAGUUCGGACCCAUCCAGGACGUUAGGGUGUUCAAGGACAAGGGCUUUGCGUUUAUUAAAUUCGUAACCAAGGAAGCAGCCGCCCGCGCCAUCGAGCACACGCACAACAGCGAGGUCCACGGCAACCAGGUCAAGUGCUUCUGGGGCAAGGAGAACGGCGGCGACAACUCGGCCAAUAACCUCAAUAAUGCUGCGGCUGCGGCCGCAGCAGCAGCCUCCGCCAAUGUCGCCGCUGUGGCAGCUGCAAACGCAGCGGCUGCCGCCGGAGCGGGCAUGCCCGGCCAAAUGAUGACCCAGCAACAGAUCGCGGCAGCUACCGGAGCGGCGAUACCCGGCCAAAUGAUGACUCCCCAGCAGAUCGCAGCCGCCACGGCAGCGCAGUAUUCGCCAUACGCCUAUCAGCAGAUGGGGUACUGGUAUCCCCCAACGGCAUAUCCCACAACCCAGAUGCAAACGCAGUACAUGCAGCAGGGCUACUAUCCUUACGCUUACACCACCAGUGCUCAGCAGGCGGGAGGCGUCCCUGCCGGAUACCGUAUGGUGCCACCAAAUGUGGCAUGGGGCGUGCCAGGUACUGUGGUGCCGGGCGUAACGGCCGCAGCCACCGCCGCCGCAGCAGCAAACGGUUCACUUGCCCCCCAGAUGAUGUAUAGUGCUGCGAUGCCGCAAUACCAGACCCAAUGAGCUGAAAUGUGACGCCAGCUUCGACGCCGUCUGCAGCAUCCGGGCAGUCGCCCCCAGCCCCAGCUGCCAGGUUACCUAGAAUACAGAUUGGUACCAGCCAAAUCGGCAACGGGGGACUGAGAAUGUGCAGGAUUGGAGUUGCGGCUAAGGAUCGGGUCACUCUUGUUCUCGGCCCAAACCCAAUAUCCAAUCGAAGGUCGAGGCGAUACGCCGGCGACAACUGAAUAAACAUCCAACUGAAAAAGCUCCGGGCUAUGGGCGGGUAGCUGUAACAAUCUAAUCCAAUCUAAGUACGUGUUAAAAUAAUUUAAUGAUUUGUAAUUUAAGAAAGAUGUAGGCGUAAAACAAACAAACAACAACAAAAAACCGGAAACAAAUAAACCGAAAAAGAAAAUUCAACAAAAAAAUAAACAAGCUAGCAAGCAGAGCAGAGACAACGUUUACAAAAAAACAAAACAAGAAACGAAACUAAAACGUGACAAAGCCAAUUGUAAUUGUAACUAUGUGGAAAUUAUGUCAACGAAAUCGGAAGGAAAUUAGACAGACGUUGGUAGAAGAGGCAUAGGAUGAUGAAAGGAUAGCCAGCCACAUGCGAGCCGAAAGCGAAAACAAGAGGAAACAAAUUUAGCGCCUAAGAGAAUGUAAAUUCGAGCAUACAUAUUGUGUAUUUCCAGCGAGGAAAGUGAAAUGCGAUAUAAAUAUGUAAAAUGUAAAAUAAAGAAACAAAAAAAUAUAUAAAACGAGUGAAAA
Molecule: messenger RNA, 3181 nt
Organism: Drosophila ananassae
Lineage: Eukaryota; Metazoa; Arthropoda; Insecta; Diptera; Drosophilidae
Gene: Rox8
Product: nucleolysin TIAR
Exons: 5
Coding region: 1016-2431 (471 amino acids)
Molecular function (GO): RNA binding
Source: RefSeq, a predicted model, not a curated record